UGAUUUUUCCUUUCCCCCCCCCCCCCCCCUUCUCUUUUUUUCCAUGCUCCUUUAUUGAGCAACUGGUUGUUAUUGCAGAGGUCACCGAGGGGACCAGCGGAGGCUCUGGAGUCUGGCAUCAGGAAAUAUGACAGCAGAACUGUAUGCCUGUUAACAUAAGGGAUCUACUGAAGAAGAAAGACAAAAUGCCUUUCAAAGGGUUUGGUUCACUGAAGGAAAGCUUUUUUAACCCAGGAAAGGAAGAGGUGAAGAACACCAUUAGUGACUCGCUGGGGAAUCUGAGAAGGAAAAUCGAUGGCACCAAUGUAGAGGAGGAUCACAUUGAGCUGACGGAAGAUGGGCGGCCUGUGCAGGCAAGCACCCGCAAACUGGUGCCGUGCGACUGCUACUGCUGCGGGCUGCCCAAGCGCUACAUCAUUGCCAUCAUGAGUGGUCUGGGCUUUUGCAUCUCCUUCGGAAUUAGGUGUAACCUGGGUGUUGCCAUUGUGGAAAUGGUGAACAAUAACACUGUUUAUAUUAAUGGAAAACCAGAGCUGCAGAAAGCCCAAUUCAACUGGGAUCCAGAGACAGUGGGACUCAUUCAUGGCUCUUUUUUCUGGGGUUACAUUGUGACACAAAUUCCAGGAGGGUUCAUCUCAAACAAAUUGGCUGCUAACAGGGUAUUUGGAGCAGCUAUCUUUCUAACAUCUACACUGAACAUGUUCAUCCCUUCUGCAGCCAGAGUGCAUUAUGGCUGUGUAAUGUUUGUAAGGAUUCUGCAAGGUCUGGUGGAGGGCGUCACCUAUCCAGCUUGCCAUGGGAUGUGGAGUAAGUGGGCUCCUCCACUGGAGAGAAGCAGGUUGGCCACCACAUCGUUCUGUGGGUCUUAUGCAGGUGCAGUGGUUGCCAUGCCGCUGGCAGGUGUGCUGGUACAGUAUAUAGGAUGGUCAUCAGUCUUUUAUAUUUAUGGAAUGUUUGGGAUUAUUUGGUACAUGUUCUGGCUGCUUCAUGCCUAUGAGAGCCCUGCUGCACAUCCAACAAUAACCAAUGAAGAAAAAAUAUAUAUAGAAACAAGUAUUGGAGAAGGAGCCAGCCUAGCUAGUGCAAGUAAAUUUAGUACUCCCUGGAAGAGAUUUUUCACUUCAAUGCCAGUUUAUGCAAUCAUUGUGGCAAACUUCUGCAGAAGCUGGACCUUCUAUUUGCUCCUUAUAAGUCAGCCUGCUUACUUUGAAGAAGUCUUUGGGUUUGCAAUAAGCAAGGUUGGCCUUUUGUCGGCAGUUCCUCACAUGGUCAUGACAAUCAUCGUACCCAUUGGAGGGCAGCUAGCUGACUUCUUACGGAGCAGGAAGAUUUUAACCACUACCACUGUAAGGAAGGUCAUGAAUUGCGGAGGCUUUGGGAUGGAAGCAACCUUGCUUUUGGUGGUUGGUUAUUCUCAUACAAAAGGUGUGGCUAUUUCCUUUCUGGUGUUAGCAGUAGGUUUCAGUGGCUUUGCAAUUUCAGGAUUCAAUGUGAAUCACUUGGACAUAGCCCCACGUUAUGCCAGCAUUCUGAUGGGGAUCUCCAAUGGUGUGGGGACGCUGUCAGGCAUGGUGUGCCCACUCAUCGUUGGUGCAAUGACAAAACAUAAGACCCGGGAAGAAUGGCAAAACGUCUUUCUGAUCGCAGCCCUGGUACAUUACAGUGGAGUGAUAUUCUAUGCUAUCUUUGCUUCUGGGGAGAAGCAGGAAUGGGCUGACCCUGAAAACCUCAAUGAAGAGAAAUGUGGCAUAAUUGAUCAGGAUGAACUAGCUGAAGAAACAGAGAUGAACAAUGAAACUUUUGUAAGUCCAAAGAAAACGUACGGUGCUACCAGUCAAAACAGUGAAAUACAGAGAAGGGAAUGGAAAAAGCAAAAGCAAGUAACUCAAGACAUCGAAGAACAGACUUCUUACUAUUAUGAAAACGGAAAUUUUCAAGAUUUGUCAUAAUGCUUGAAAUUGUAAGGUUUGUAUAGCAGCUACUCCCAUCCCCCCUUCUGCCUAGCUGCCCCAAAUCAUCUGGUAUCCACAUUUAUUUUCUUAUUCAAUUGUGUAACAUCUGGCCACGUGGCUAGAUGCGACGGGUGGUAGUUCCCUUCUAAUAGCAUGGAAGAAGGCUAACAACAAUGGGACUGAGAGAAGUGAUACUAAAUCCUUGCUCAGCCACUGUAUCCCCUUGGGAGGGGCUCCUGCACCCAUUAGGAGAUGACCAGCCCUGGCACAAAUCGUGCCUGGUGCAAGCCUAUGACCGUAGGACCAAGGAGUGUCCUCAUCUUCUCACCUGAACAAGAAAGGAUAAGGUCAUAUCAGGCAGUGGAUCCACAGUGAUAUAUGUAAUUUCUGGGACUCCAGUGGCAUGAAAGUCUGCCCUGAGUGGCCCUGCUUUGCCUUUUUAGGAGUCCUAUAGGUUGGCAUUUGAGCUGCUUAGCCCAUGUCAAACUGCAAGCUCAUGCUGAAAGAAAAGCAGUUUUACUGCAGUACACUGUAACUGAUUACUAACAGUCACUCAAUAACAGGAACAUUAACAGGAACAUGUAGCAGAGGGGGCACAGUAUUGCUUCAACAGCUCCUUCAAACUGAUUGACAGUCUGCUUUAUAUGCAUAGCCCACAGAGUCUGGAUAAGGCAAUAAAAUGGAUACUUGUGAGAUUUCUCCCCCCCCCGCCCCCCCCAGAUUUUGUGCUGGCAUGAAAUAAUUUUGAAUACAAAAUCAUCGUUAGUGAUGCAAUAUUAUUAAUCCUUAUGAAAGGAAAUCUUAGUCCUGUUGGGAUUAGGUUUCUCACUCAAUUAAUUAUUGUGAAGUAAUUUAAAUAUAUUUUUCUAGUAUUAUACUGAUAGAGUUCUGGCCUCAAGACCAACAAUCCUCUUUUAGGUGAAUGAGCUUACUUACACGAGUAAAGUCUUUGGUUCUGGAUCUGUAACAUUUCAAUGCCUCAGUCUUACUGUUGCUACAAAUGAAGUACUGUACCAUUUGAGAGUUAACAGCGUAUGUGUGUCUGAAAGUAAUUUUAUUUUGCCAUUGGUAUAUGAUUGAGAGUAUAAAGUGGCUUUAGCCUUUUUCUACCAUUUUUAGAAUCAACCAGUGAAGCAUGCUGUAUCAUCUCAAGCAGUUAGCUGCAACUCAGAGACUCAUUGUGGCAUUAAUACUCUUUUCAGAAUUGAGAUUUUUCAGUAAGCUGUGAUUUAAUUUGUCUUUCAUUAUGAUUACUGCCUCAUUAAAUUCAAGUGAAAGCUCUCCUGUCUAGCCUACGAUGUGCUUUGUGAUGUUUUAGUAUUAUUGUUCUCAUGUACCAUAUAUAGCCACUGUGAUGCACAUGAGAUUUGAACAUUUCUAAUAUGCAUUUUGUUAUUUUGUUGAAGUUCAACUGAAUACCAUGAGUGGAAUUACA
Phalacrocorax carbo (great cormorant) is the source of this 3387-nucleotide messenger RNA. NCBI's taxonomy places the organism in Eukaryota, Metazoa, Chordata, Aves, Suliformes, Phalacrocoracidae. The record is from RefSeq and is a predicted model, not a curated record.